Molecule: messenger RNA, 2245 nt
Organism: Pseudogymnoascus destructans
Lineage: Eukaryota; Fungi; Ascomycota; Leotiomycetes; Thelebolales; Thelebolaceae
Exons: 3
Coding region: 446-1996 (516 amino acids)
Biological process (GO): proteolysis
Molecular function (GO): aspartic-type endopeptidase activity
Source: RefSeq, a predicted model, not a curated record
CUUCGGAGAGGCGGAUGAGUCCAAACCAGGUCGGGAUCGAACCGUUCACUUUGGUUUUGGGCCUGGGGACCCUUCAAACAGGCCCCUGUGAUUCGCGACAAGGGUCUACGUAAGCGCAGCUCCGUGAAACCGAGUGCGCAGAAACGCCGACAUAAGGCGUUGCUGCGCACUCCUUGAUCUUUUACGCCUCAUUAUUUUUUUAUAUUACUGUUUAUUACUCCUCCCGUCUUGAGAUCCUGGCAAAUUUGUUUCCUCCCAAUCACUCUACGGGUGCGCACUCAUUAACUGCUUGGCAAUCAUCUGAACCUUGCUGUGUCGUCAUUGCUUUUAUUGCGGCAAACAUCCCCAGCAAGCCGGCGGUCUUGACUUGGCAACCCCCGAUCUACACAUCCUGUCCAUUAUAUUAUUACAAUACCACAGACUGAACUCUGUGUGGGAAUUGACAAUGAAGACAGCCUUUCUUUCUGGCCUCGCGGCCACCGGAUACCUCUUCUCGAGCGCAACGGCAGCAGUCCAUGUACCCAUCGUGAAGAGUCCCCAAGUCCAAGCAGAUCAGCUCCAGACCGCACAACUCCGGAGGCGCGGCACUGUUACCGAGUCAUUAGGGAAUUCACAGCAGUUUGGCCUGUACUAUGCGAAUGUCACCGCUGGGACGCCUGCGCAAGAUCUGUCAUUACAAAUAGACACAGGGAGCAGCGAUGUCUGGCUGCCCAGUUCGACCGCACGGCUGUGUAGGUCGAGGCAAGGAUGCGAGGGAGGAUCAUUUGAUUCGACCGCGUCGUCAACAUUUAAGGUUGUUGGACAAGACGAGUUUAAUAUUUCGUAUGUCGACGGGACUGGGUCUAUGGGAAGCUACUUCACCGACUCAUUCGGCAUUGGGGGGAAGACAAUUAAAAACUUUGAGCUGGGCCUUGGAGAGGACACCACAAUUUCAAUCGGGAUCUUGGGAAUAGCUUAUGCGAAUUCUGUCGCCAAUGUCUUCACCGGCACUGGCACGUCAUAUGCCAACCUUCCGCUGGCCAUGGUGGACGCAGGCCUCAUUAACUCCCCAGCAUACAGUCUCUGGCUCGACGACAUCAAGUCCUCUGCCGGCUCGAUACUCUUCGGUGGAAUCGACACCGCAAAAUACACGGGCCAGUUGCAGUCCAUUAAGGUCUAUCCUAGUUCUAAAUCCGGAAACGUCACCUCUUUCACUGUCGCCUUCACCUCGCUACACGCAACCUCCUCGAGCGGCACUGAUCUGCUUACCGCCAGCAACUACGCCCAGCCCGCCAUCCUCGACAGCGGGACAACUCUCACCCUCCUCCCCGACGACAUCGCCGCCCUCGUCUUCCAAGAGCUCGGUGCCAUCGACGACAAAGACAUCGAAGCUGUCGUCGUCCCCUGCGCCCUCGCCUCCAACUCCGGAUCCCUCAAAUUUGGAUUCGGCGGCGCCAGCGGUCCCGUCAUCAACGUCCCUGUCUCCGAGCUGGUCCUCCCCCUCACCCUCACCAGCGGCGGCAACCCGAAAUUCCAGAACGGCGCCGAUGCCUGUCAGCUCGGCAUCCAGGCCGCCGGCGACCAGCCAAUCCUUUUUGGAGAUACCUUCCUGCGCUCCGCUUACGUCGUGUACGACUUAGCGAACAACCAAGUCGGCCUUGCGCAGACGGACUUCAAUGCCACCGGCAGCAAUAUCGUCGAGUUUGCCAGCAUGGGCGCAGCGAUCCCGCAGGCUCCCACGGCAUCUGGGCAGGACCAGAUCGGUGUGUCGCAGACGAAGACGGGGAUUCCGAGAGGAGGAGAGGCGACGCAGACCGCGGUGAGCGGUGGCAUCGUCCAGGGUAAUGCGUCGCCUACGGGAGGACUCACUGCUGCGAGUGGGUUUGCUAAAAAUGAAAGUGCUGCUGAUAAAAAUGCUGGUGGACGGCUGGAGCCGUGGUGGUGGGGCGUGCUUCCAUUCCUGGGCGUGUGGAUGGGCAUCAUGAUGGUUGGUGGGGGCAUGAUCACCUUGGCGUGAGGAAAUGACCCGCUGUGGAUUGGGAUGUGGAUAACUACUUAACUAUACGGAGUACAAUGACGGGGAGGCAUUUUUGGGAUAUGGGAUUGUUGGGUAUGGAAAGCAUUAUGGUACUUCCGUCCAUAUAUGAUGGACUUGCCAUAUAUGAUGAAUUGGCGCUGAACAGAGAUGGGGUUCAGUGGGGGAGUUUCAGGGUGUAAACAGUGUGCGUUUAGGAUAUACAUAAAAUUCAUCAUACCUUACUUCCAG